Saccostrea echinata is the source of this 2254-nucleotide messenger RNA. RefSeq lists its product as uncharacterized. The coding region runs from base 425 to 1888 and encodes 487 amino acids. Gene Ontology annotation, molecular function: protein serine/threonine kinase activity; ATP binding. NCBI's taxonomy places the organism in Eukaryota, Metazoa, Mollusca, Bivalvia, Ostreida, Ostreidae. Gene Ontology annotation, biological process: protein phosphorylation. The record is from RefSeq and is a predicted model, not a curated record. The transcript has a single exon.
CAUUUUACUCGGCGCACAGCUGCUACUUGGAAUGACGCGCAUGACUGACAUUUUAUUUGACUAUGUGAAAAAGUCAUCAGCUUUUUGGUAUUCAGAUAAUGAUAACAACCAAGUUGUAACGCGAUGUUUAACAGACGGGAAAAUCAGGGGUUAUGUACCGUUCAACCAAUAUUAGUCGGCGUAGCCUCCAUCCAAAAUUAGACGGCCCUAUCUCGCCAGGUAAAACGGAACAUACACACCAGUGGUGUAGGUAAACUGAUGAAAUCGAUCUGUGUUAUGUCAAAUUUUGAGGGAUCCUCACACAAAAUACGUGGACAUGUUAAUACAGAUUGGAUGUUAAUAUAUUCUGACUGGACAUUUAUUUUACUUGCCAUGUUAAACCAGAACAGAUGAAAAGUUUUUUUUUCCUGUGGGACAAUAAGACAUGAGUGUGUGUCAGUGUGAAAACCUGACGUAUCUUCUCGGAUUCGAUGUCCUACAACAAUCCUUACCGUUCGAAACCGAGGACAGGUUUGUAAAGUAUGUGAAUUUUGACUUCGAGCCUAAGUAUCGGACGAAACGUUUCCUAAUAUUUGCGGGCACCUUGCUUCCGAUAGGAAAAGAUGACGGUUGUAACAGGGACGUGAUCGUCAAGGUUCGUAGGGAACGUCCAGCUGCGGACGACUAUUGGGGAUUUUACUUCGCCAGGUCGGGUAUCUCCAGAAAUGUCCUGGCUCGUUUUGAUCGAGUUGUGGACGAGGAACUUGAAUUGGAUAUUGAGUUCGUGGACGAGUAUGAAGCCAAAUUUUCAGGGUAUACUCAGUGGAAUGAAUUCAUGAUGCAAUUUAAGGAUUAUAACCACAGGACUCUAACCAGUGGCGAGCACAUUGUCGUGGAACCUUACUUACAUGGACAAUUUCAAAACUUUGAUAAAUAUUCCGAUGCCAUCAUGGACUCGUUAGCACAUUUCUCUUACCACACCAGCAGGGGCCAGUAUCUGUUACACGGACUGAAAGGCGUUAAACUUGAUGGAAGUUACCGACUCACAGUGCCUCUUAUUCAUUCUAUUAAUAAGGAUUUUGGUCCAAGGGACAUGGCAAUGGAGGGGAUAACUAGGUUCUUUAGAAACCACAAUUGCACAGACAUUUGUCAUGGAUGGUCAAAACCUGAGUUGACAGACAUUAACAUGAAUACAAAAGACAUUGGUGUUCUCCAUAAAACUGACAGAAAUCAGCGCUGUCAUCGGAACGAUACAAGAGAUGUCCACAUCGAAAAGAUCAUCGCAGAUGAAGGCAUUUAUAACUCUAUUUCCGAACCAGAAAAUGAAGAAAAUGACCAAAGAGAAGCCGACGAUAAUACUGCAACAUCCAAAGCACCAAAAGAAGAACAAUAUCAUUAUGCAAAGGUCAACAAGAAGGCAAAAGACAAAGGUUUUGAAGAAGUUGAUUUGUCUGAAAAUAUGGAAAUAACGUCAGAAGAUGCUAGUGUGUAUGGAGGAUCUCAAGAUACAGGGUAUUCGUCCAUCCGGGAACUUAAAGACUUUCAGUUUGAGAAAGAUCACCAUGGUGACGAUAUCACCAGCGAUGAUCCAUAUCUGAACGAUCCAGACGAAACUGCUGUGAUUGGUUUGGGAAAUAUUAACAUGUACAAUAACGAGAAGUACAAUUCAGGUUUUGUAGAUAUACAUCAAUACCCUCAAGCUUUUUACCGCGAAUAUGAAAACGAGAAAGUCACCACCACCGCUAUAAUUCACUCCGAGAACAGAGAGGACAGCCUUGGGGAGAAAGUCCGGGACUCAAAGAAGAGCGAUGAUGUGUACGAUACGAUAGAUUCUGUGUCCCAGGUACGAAGAGAUAUUAAUAGACUGUCGGUGACUGAACACAGCCAAGUACAAAAUACUGUAGUGUAAGACCCGACAACAGUUACGUAAAGCUUAUUUGGAUAGGUAGACAUUCAGGUGUAUGUUAUGUAAUGAAUGACAAAUAUGUCGAAGACUUUAAAUACCGUACCCAUAUAGUGAAGACCACACACAAAUUAAUAUUCGAUAAUCUGUGCAUUGUAAUGUGAUAACUGAUUUUAAUCAUUUAAUUUUGGCGUAACAAACUACAAGGGUUAUUUGAUCUUAAAAAUGACUCUAGGUCAAUCAGAUACAAAUCGUCACCCGAGGAAAUCUAUUUAUAGUAAACGUCACAUUAAACUGUGAUCAGCAAUGCCAAUUGUACAUUAUCAUUGUAUAUCUAUUUCUAUUUAAAGAGGAAUAAAUAUAUGGAGUCAC